UUUGUCUAUGGUGUACAUGGUGGUGUGAUGUGAACUGUGCAUAGAUAUUUUGCGAAUAAUAAAAUAUUGGCGAAUAAUUAGUUCAAUAUUAUAGUGUAAUGUCGUGACAGUGUUAUAAAAAUGCAGUUCUACAAAGAAAGAAUACUCAAUGCUGCGCAGUUGAAAAGACUAAGUGAACACAAAUACUCUUGCACCAGUGCCAGCGUUCUUGACGCAUGGCUCCAGCCGUGGUGGUGUUGGCUGGUAUCAAAGACGCCUUUAUGGCUAGCUCCGAAUCUCAUCACAAUUUUAGGUCUAAUUGUAAAUAUAGUAACCACGCUUAUAUUAGUAUGGUACAGUCCUGAUGCCAGACAAGACCCACCAAGAUGGGCAUGUGCUCUGUGCGCCUUAGGUGUCUUUGUUUAUCAGAGCCUGGAUGCCAUUGAUGGUAAACAAGCAAGACGGACAGGCAGUCAAUCUCCUUUGGGAGAAUUGUUUGAUCAUGGAUGUGACAGCAUAUCCACUGUGUUCAUAGCUUUGGGUGCUUGUAUUGCUGUCAAGCUCGGAGAGUAUCCAACCUGGAUGUUCUUUCAGUGUUUCUGUGCGAUGACUCUGUUCUACUGCGCACACUGGCAAGCCUACGUAACGGGGACGUUGAAGAUGGGUCGGAUAGACGUGACCGAGGCUCAGUUCUCGAUUAUCGGCAUACAUCUGAUAUCCGCUGUCCUCGGACCCGACUUUUGGUCCACUCAGGUCGGUGGUGGACUCGAAAUCCGCUACUCGGUGGCUCUGGCCGCUAUCGUUGGAGCCUUCCUCACCAUAGGGACGCUGGCUGCCGCUAUCGUCAGCGGCGGCGUCGGGAAAAACGGCUCCACCGUCGCUUUGCCGACGAUUAAGAUCAGUGUCAAUCUGAUAUCGAACUAUGUUGUCGUACUGUUCACGCUGUAUCUCGUGGCUGCGUACAUAAACGUUAUAGUCAAAGGUGGAGUCGGGAAAAACGGGUCGACCGUCGCAGGCACGAGCAUCCUGUCUCCGGUGAUACCGUUCUCGCUGGUCGUGGUGCCAGCGUUUAUCAUCUUCCAGAAGAGCGAGUCGCACGUGUACGAGAACCACCCGGCGCUCUACAUCUUAGCGUUCGGCAUGGUCACGGCGAAGGUCACGAACAAACUGGUGGUGGCUCACAUGACUAAAAGCGAGAUGGAAUACUACGACUGGUCGCUGCUGGGUCCGGCGAUGCUGUUUCUUAACCAGUACUUCAACAACGCGCUGCCGGAGUACUGGGUGCUCUGGCUCUGCACGGUGUGGGUGUGCGGGGAGCUGGUGCGCUACUGCGGACAGGUCUGCCGCGAGAUCUGCGACCACCUCGACAUCCAGCUGUUCCGCAUCCCGCGCGCCGCGCCCGCCCCCGCCUCCGCCUCCGCGCCCGCGCACAGCAAGGCCGCGCCCGACAGAAACGCGCCCUGUGAACCGGAUAGAUCGGACGCGGAGGACACAGAGCCGCUGUUAAAUAAUAAUAGUAUUAGUUAAUUAAUGUUUGUGACUUAUUAAAGCUGUAUAAAAUGUU
This is a messenger RNA of Bombyx mandarina (wild silkworm), 1543 nucleotides long. RefSeq names its product choline/ethanolaminephosphotransferase 1 bbc (gene bbc). Gene Ontology annotation, biological process: phosphatidylethanolamine biosynthetic process. Gene Ontology annotation, molecular function: diacylglycerol cholinephosphotransferase activity; ethanolaminephosphotransferase activity. Lineage: Eukaryota; Metazoa; Arthropoda; Insecta; Lepidoptera; Bombycidae. The record is from RefSeq and is a predicted model, not a curated record. Gene Ontology annotation, cellular component: Golgi apparatus; endoplasmic reticulum membrane.